CUCUCUCUAUUUCAGAUACAUAAACACAAACACACACUCACACAUACACACACACAUACGCACGCAAACUAACCCCCUUCUUUUCUUCUCUCUUUCUCUCUUACCCCCGCUCUCUGACUCUUCCCCUCUCUAUUUGUCUAUCUCUCUCUAUCUUCCCCCCUCUCUCUGUCUUUCUGUCUGUCUCUCGCUUUCUCGCUUGCUCCAUCCAGUUUCACUUAAGUCUUCACCAUUCCUUCGUUCCCUCACUAAUCCACUCUAUCUCUCUCUCUCCCUCUCUCACAUCCCUUCUUUAUAUCUGUAUUUCUCUCACACACUCUCGCUUCCUCCCACUCCCUCUCUCUCUUACUCCCACUUAAGCCUAUAUCAUCCCUCCCACUCUCUGUCACUCUCAUGUUCUAUCCACCGUUUCGCUUUAGUCUCACUCACUCCCGCGCCAAUUCACUCACUCUGUUCCUUAUUCUCUCUCUCGCGCACACACACACACACACACACACUCUUCUCUCUAUCUGCCUCUCUCCUUCUCACUCUCUCUCUCGAUCUAUAUCAUACUACCUGCCUGUCACCUGUCACCACUAGAGAAGUCACACCUACUAUAUACAACCCCUGCUGGAUGUAGACGGGAGUAAGUCUCAAAGAACACCCCUGCCCCUUCGAAACAGGAGUACAAGUGCCAGAGAGGAUACAGGAUUUCAUUUUGGCCCACAACACUCACCUUCUUUCUUUUUGUCUCUCACUCUCUCUUCACUCUUCUCUUCUCCGAUGGAAAUUCAAGAUUCAGCACCAUCUUGGAGAAUAUUUACAGGAACAGAGACUAAACUAAAUGUAAAGUUUAUACAAACACUUCUUCUUCUCCGCAAUGGAUAUUAGCUGUUGCUGUUUGGUUCAAGAAGCUACAUGCUAAAUCAGGUGAGCGACAGUUCUCCUAUGGAUCGCCAUCCCCACAGAUUAAACUGGAUUAUCACUUUGACGGAUUAUCAGCCCCACACAUUUAAUUGGAUUCUUAACUCAAGCCUCACUGUAGAAAUGGAUAGGUAGCCUUUGGCGUAUGUGUGACCACCACCAGAUGGCAGCACGCCUAUCACAAUAUGGUGGCCAUGGCAAUGAUUCCCGCACCCUAUGGUCAAAACAAGAGCAGCAGCAACAGCAGCAUCAUCAUCAGCAGCAUCAGUCACAUUAUGUGCAGCAGCAGACUCGACCGCAGCUGCAGCAGAGUGAGCGCGACUCCUCAUCCUACCAACCCAUGAAACGAGAUGACUUUGACCACCGGCCCGUCUCCGUCACAAGUCAUACGUCUAGUGAAACUGAAGACUCCCAAAACCGGGACAGUCUGACCACUGUUCUCUUGCCCUCGUCACCGCUGGCAUCCUCAGGUAAACCUGGAAGAAGGGACCAGGUAUCGAUUGAUCUCUCCUCCUUACCAGACAUAAACUCUGAACGUGCUCGCUUUCGCACCCUCGAAGAAAGUCGACGACAGAUCUUUACAAAACGUUUCCCGAGUGCUCCUUACAAACCCAUCAAACCCCUCACACGCAAACCAUUCUGCCUCACAUUCUGGAGCAGUCUCCUUUUCUUCUUCGCUGCUCUCCUCACUUUUUUUCCAUUCUAUGCCAUCAUCUUUGCCUUCUUCCCCAUCUGUGUUUUUCUCAAGAUGGUACUCGCUACAUGUUGCUGCUGUUGCCAAGACUCUCAUGCAUGCACAUGCUGUUGCGCAACACACCUGACAACGCAUGAGAAAAUGUGGCUACGAUCGCCACCGCUGAACAGCGCUGUGAUCCAGUGCCUUCUCGUGGUCGAGCAUGGUCUGGACACGCCCACAAUCAAGGAUCUUCUCUACACACGGUUAAUUAUUGCUGAAAAACGGCGCAACCAAGCCACCUUUCCACGUCUUGUGCAGAAGGUGGUUCCAUUCUGCACUGGAUAUGCAUGGGUCUACGAUGAAGACUUCAACCUAGAAAACCACAUUCACACUUUAUCGGACUUCAUACAUACCGAGGAAGAGUUACAGGACUUUGUGUCGGAAAUGGCCAGCAAAGAACUAAACAUGAAUCAUCCGCUGUGGGAGGUGCAAAUUAUCCAUAACUUCGGACCGAGCAGAGACACCCUAAUCCUGUUUCGGAUCCACCCUUGUAUGUCUGAUAGCACAAGUCUUGUUAGAGUUUUUUUGAAGGCUUUUGUUGAUAACCAACCUAACCUUAGUCCCACCCGCCACCUGCCCAAGGGUAGGAUGUGCAUGAACUAUAUCGGUGGAAUUUUCACCGGUCCACUGGUUUUUUUACAGAAAUGGCUCUGUACAAAAUCAGAUCUAAAUCUAUUGCAUGGCAACCAUGUUCAUUUGUCGGGUCGCAAAAUCGUGGCCUGGUCCCAACCUUUUAGUCUCUCUGUAGCUACCCGUGUCAAACAGAUUGCUCGAUGCACACUCAAUGAUCUCUUUAUGUCGCUGGUGGCGGGAGGGUUGCGGUCCUACCUGCAGCAGAACGGUAUCGAGAACCCGUUUAACCUGAAGUGCAUCAUUCCAGUGAACAUGCAGGUGCGCACCAACAACAUGAGCAAUCAUUACGUGUUUAUAAACAGCACAAUCCCAACAAACACGGAAGGUGCAAUUCCCCGCUUGUGGCAUGUUAAGUGCAGCAUGGCAAAAUUUAAAAAGUCUUCUGAGUACCUUGUGUUGAAUGGUGCCAUGUGGUUAAGUAGUUGUAUGUUGCCAGAAAGCUGGCACGAUCGCGUCUGGUCAACGAUUAAUAAUCACUGUACAUGCCUCAUCUCAAACAUGGCAGGGCCUGAGAAUGUGCUCACACUCGACACGAAGGUCAUACGUAGCAUCAUGUACUGGAUGCCGACGCCUGACCAAGUGCCCAUCGCAAUAUCAUUCUUCACCUACGCUGAACAGAUACGUAUGGCUGUGAUAGGGGAUCGUUCUGUGCUUCCUAACCCAGAAUUCCUCACCAAAUAUUUUGUGUUUCAGCUAAGGCAGCUGUCCAAUCUUGUUGCCCAUCGGCGAGUUCCUGGCGAGCAACUGUGCCAGAAAUUGGAAAACCUGCACAUUUGUGAGUCUUCUGAAGACAUGUCUGUCCAACAGAUCCAGAUGAAAAUGGCUGUGGUGCAGCAGGAACUGUUUGAGUUGAAAAUGCGCCUCGAAGCACGCAGCGGGCGCAAGAUCUCCGAAAAGGACAUGCGUCUGAUUCGCAAAAUCGAACAACUUAAGGAGGAGCUACGAGAGCUGCUGGUUGAGUUGCGGAAACGUAAAUCUGAAGAAGAACAUAGCCUCAUUCUCACUAAUGUAAGUAUACGAUUCGUGUGGAGGCCAAAUUUGGAUUGGGUGGGGGGAGUUGUUUUGUAUUUUUCCAUCAUUCUUUUUCUUUUUAUCUUUGAUAAAAACAGAAAACAUUUCCUCUGUUCUAUAUUUAAGAGAUGAGGAAUUAUUUACAUU
This is a messenger RNA of Octopus bimaculoides (California two-spot octopus), 3427 nucleotides long. RefSeq lists its product as uncharacterized. Lineage: Eukaryota; Metazoa; Mollusca; Cephalopoda; Octopoda; Octopodidae. Gene Ontology annotation, cellular component: plasma membrane. The record is from RefSeq and is a predicted model, not a curated record. Gene Ontology annotation, biological process: triglyceride biosynthetic process. Gene Ontology annotation, molecular function: diacylglycerol O-acyltransferase activity.